AUGGAUAAUGCUAGCUCAAAUGACUUAGGAAUUCAAUAUUUGAAAAAGAUACUUAAUUCUCGGAAUUCUCUAGUAUUGAGAGGUGAAUUGCUCCACAUGAGGUGUUUUGCUCAUAUAUUGAGUUUGAUUGUGAGAGAGGGGUUGAAAGACAUAAAUGAUUCGAUUGUUAGAAUACGUUCAACUGUGCGUUAUGUAAGGUCUUUUCCUGCGAGGCUGAGACGAUUUAAGGGUUAUAUUGAGCUAGAGAAAAUUGAGUCCAAGAGUCUUGUAUGUUUGGAUGUCGAGACUCGUUGGAACUCAAUAUACAUGAUGUUGGAAGAAGCUUUGAAGUUUCAAAUAGCUUUUAACUCGUUGGAAUUUCAAGAUAGUAAAUUUGUUGAAGAGCUUUCCAAGGCAAAAGGAUUGUCCACUAGUGAUGAGUGGGAGUAUGCCCGUCACUUUCUUCCUUUUCUGAAGUUGUUCUUUGAUACGACUUUAAAAGUUUCAGGUUCUUCUUAUGUCACUAGUAAUGAUAUGGCGAAGGAUGUGUAUGGAAUUUAUAUAAUGAUUGACAUAUAUUGUGAGAACGAAGAUCCAACUUUACAAGAAAUGGCUAAGAGAAUGAAGAUCAAAUUCAACAAGUAUUUUGGCAAUGUGAACGACAUCGAUCUUACUUUGUUCAUUGCUUGCAUACUUGACCCGCGGCAUAGGUGGGAAUAUGUGAAGUGGAUGAUUGAUCGUGUUUAUGAAAGCAAGCAGGUGGAAACUUUACAAGAUAAGACCUUGAUCGAGGGUGAACAAGCUAAGAAGAACGGGGAUGUUCAUGAUGACUUGGAGGUACAAAGAUCAGGUGAACAGUUGAAUGGACCUAGUGAUGGUGAACAAGCCUAG
Molecule: messenger RNA, 870 nt
Organism: Syzygium oleosum
Lineage: Eukaryota; Viridiplantae; Streptophyta; Magnoliopsida; Myrtales; Myrtaceae
Product: zinc finger BED domain-containing protein RICESLEEPER 2-like
Exons: 2
Coding region: 1-870 (289 amino acids)
Molecular function (GO): DNA binding
Source: RefSeq, a predicted model, not a curated record